ACAUUCAUAAAUGUUACUGUAACUUGUCUAACUGCCUCGACAAGUGCAGAACACACGAGCACACACAGAGAGACAGAGAGACGUUUACUGUCCUGGGACAAGAGGAAGAAGAAUAUUUUAAACAUCAGUAGUUGAGCAAGAAGAAAGGAAAAAAGAAAGGCUUUAAAUGACUCCUUUGGAAGAAUGAUAGAAGUGGCCGUGUCCCAGUCGUCCAACAUGUCUCUGGAGGAGAGUCCUGGCAGAGACGCAGUGGAGAGUGAGACGGACUGCUCGGAGGGGCUGGACGAGGUCGUCCUGGGACGUAUCGCCGGUUUACCCCUGGAUCCGUUUCCACCCAGAGACUUCAGAGGGAAAUUCAAAAAGAUGCGCCACAAAAAGAGGCCGACCAUUCUGGAAACAUCGCCCGUGGCAAACGGAUACAACAAACCCCCCAACCCUCCAGUCAGCUGUCCUCAGGGAGAGAAGGGUCCACCGGCCAUGAUGCCCGUCAGCAUCGACCCGGAGAGCAAACCGGGCGAAUUCGUCCUCAAGAGUCUGUUCGCCAACUUCACCAACGUCUCCGAGCGAAAGAUUCGCAUCAUCAUGGCUGAGCCUCUGGAAAAGCCAUUAACGAAGUCACUACAGAGAGGAGAAGAUCCUCAGUUUGACCAAUUGAUAAGCACCAUGAGCUCUUUGGCCGAGUACUGCCUCCCCUCCAUCCUGCGCACUUUGUUCGACUGGUACAAAAGACAAAAUGGACUCGAGGAGGAGUUGCACGAAUACCGACCGAGAGCCAACACCAAGUCCAAAAAUGAUGAGCAGCAGAGGGAUUUUCUACUUGAAAGGAGGGAUUUGGCCAUCGACUUCAUCUUCUCUCUUGUACUUAUAGAGGUUUUGAAACAGAUGCCGCUCCACCCAGUCCUCGACGGUUUGGUCAAUGAAGUCAUUAACCUCGCCUUUAAGCACUUUAGAUACAAAGAGGGGUAUCAUGGUCCUAACACUGGCAACAUGCACACUGUAGCAGACCUUUAUGCUGAAGUCAUAGGAGUAUUAGCCCAGUCCAAGUUUCCUGCUGUGAAGAAGAAGUUUAUGGCCGAGCUUAAAGAGCUGCGGCAGAAAGAGCAGAGUCCGUACGUCGUCCAGUCCACCAUCAGCCUCAUCAUGGGCGUCAAGUUCUUCCGAGUUAAGAUGUAUCCUGUCGAGGAUUUUGAAGCCUCUUUUCAGUUCAUGCAGGAGUGCGGCAAUUAUUUCUUGGAAGUCAAGGACAAGGACAUUAAGCACGCUCUGGCCGGUCUUUUUGUUGAAAUUCUGGUCCCUGUUGCCGCAGCCGUGAAGAACGAGGUGAACGUACCCUGCCUCAGGAACUUUGUGGACAGCUUGUAUGACACAACCCUGGACUUGUCCUCCAGGAAGAAGCACUCGCUGGCUUUUUACCCACUGGUGACGUGUCUUCUGUGUGUCAGCCAGAAACAGUUCUUCCUCAACAGAUGGCACAUCUUCCUCAACAACUGCCUCUCAAAUCUAAAGAGUCGAGAUCCUAAAAUGGCUCGCGUUGCACUGGAGUCCUUGUAUCGGCUGCUGUGGGUCUACAUGAUCAGAAUAAAGUGUGAGAGCAACACUGCAACACAAGGUCGCCUCAGCACCAUCAUCACAACACUUUUCCCCAAAGGAUCCCGCAGCGUGGUACCAAGGGACAUGCCUCUCAAUAUCUUUGUCAAAAUCAUACAGUUUAUUGCACAGGAAAGACUUGAUUUUGCCAUGAAAGAAAUUAUAUUUGACCUCCUUUGUGUCGGAAAACCUGCAAAAGCAUUUAGUCUUAAUCCAGAGAGAAUGAAUAUUGGUCUAAGAGCAUUCCUGGUCAUAGCUGAUAAACUGCAGCAGAAGGACGGUGACCCUCCCAUGCCUAACACUGGUAGCACUUUGCCCUCCGGGAACACACUUCGAGUGAAAAAGACAUAUCUUAGUAAAACGCUCACAGAUGAGGAGGCCAAAGUUAUUGGGAUGUCACAGUAUUACUUCAGCGUGAAGAAGGCUAUUGACAACAUCCUCAGACACUUGGACAAGGAGGUGGGACGCUGCAUGAUGAUGACAAACGCUCAGAUGUUAAACAAAGAGCCUGAGGACAUGAUCACGGGUGAGAGGAAGCCUAAGAUUGACUUGUUCAGGACCUGUGUCGCUGCCAUUCCUCGUAUCCUGCCCGAUGGGAUGACCAAGCCUGAGCUGAUAGACCUGCUCUCUCGGCUGACAAUUCACAUGGACGACGAGCUGAGGCUAAUAGCCCAGAAUUCUUUGCAAAGUCUGCUCUUGGAUUUCUCUGACUGGCGUGACGACGUUCUGUUUGGAUUCACUAACUUCCUGUUGCGUGAAGUUCAAGACACUCACCAGGGACUGUUAGACACCUCCCUCAAAUUACUGCUGCAACUGCUCACACAGUGGAAACUUACCCAGGCUGCCCCAGGGAAGAGCUACGACACGGCUAAGAUACACACAGCCGAGCUCUUGCAGACCAGCUCAAGUCUGAAGGUGCCUCCCGAGCGAGGACCUCACUCCACGGUGCUGCACGCUGUGGAGGGACUGGCCCUUGUUCUGCUCUGCUCCUGUCAGCUGAGCACCCGCAAACUUGCCAUCGCCAUUCUCAAAGAGAUACGAAGCCUCUUUAUGACCAUCGGACAGACCGAGGAUGAUGACAAACCUAUGAUAGAGAUUAUGGAUCAGCUCAGCCCCGUAAUCCUGGACAGUUUUGUCAACGUUGCAGUUUCUGAUUCGGCCGCUCUGCCAGUUGGCCACCACGUGGACCUCCAGUGGCUGGUGGAGUGGAACGCACUUUUGGUCAACAGUCAUUAUGACAUCAGGAGCCCCUCGCACGUGUGGAUCUUCGCUCAGUCAGUGAAGGAUCCCUGGGUGCUGUGUGUGUACAGCCUCCUCCGACAGGACAACUUGCCCAAACACUGCCCCACAGCGCUCAGUUACGCCUGGCCCUACGCCUUCACUCGCAUGCAGACACUCAUGCCCCUGGUCGAUCCAAAUAACCCUGUUUACGCGAAAAAGACCAGCACCUCGGGCAGUGGGGACAGUCAUGUCACGCUGUGGAGAAACUACCUGAUCCUGUGUUUUGGCUUGGCCAAACCCAGCAUCAUGAGCCCAGGUCACCUGAGAGCGUCGACACCUGAGAUCACGUCUGUCACACCUGACAGCGCAGUCAGCCACGACAACAAGGUCAUCGGGAGCCCGUCCGUGGCUUGGCUCCUGAAGCAGUUGGUUCCCCUGAUGAGGGCAGAGAGCAUCGAGUUGACAGAAUCAUUAGUGCUGGGCUUUGGUCGCACCAAUUCCCUUGUAUUCAGGGAACUUGUAGAGGAGUUACAUCCCCUCAUGAAAGAGGCGCUAGAAAGAAGACCUGAGAACAAGAAGCGCCGUGAACGCCGUGACCUCCUGAGACUGCAGCUGCUGCGGAUCUUUGAGCUGCUGGCUGACGCAGGUGUCGUCAGUGACAGUACAAAUGGGGCCCUGGAACGUGACACCCUUGCUCUGGGCGCUUUGUUCCUGGAGUAUGUUGAUCUUACCCGGAUGCUUCUGGAGGCUGAGAAUGACAAAGAUGCCGAGAUCCUCAAGGACAUCCGAGCUCACUUCAGCGCCAUGGUGGCGAACCUCAUCCAAUGUGUACCAGUGCACCACAGGCGCUUCCUGUUUCCACAGCAGAGCCUGCGACACCAUCUCUUCAUCCUCUUCAGUCAGUGGGCCGGUCCAUUCAGCAUCAUGUUCACGCCUCUGGAUCGCUACAGUGACAGGAAUCACCAAAUCACGAGAUAUCAAUACUGUGCCCUAAAGGCCAUGUCUGCUGUUCUCUGCUGCGGGUCUGUGUUUGACAACGUUGGCCUCUCUCCUGACGGAUACCUCUAUAAGUGGCUGGAUAAUAUAUUAGCCUGUCAGGAUCAGCGGGUCCACCAGCUUGGCUGUGAAGUCGUGAUCCUGCUCCUGGAGCUCAACGCCGACCAGGUCAAUCUGUUCAACUGGGCUGUGGAUCGCUGCUACACAGGCUCCUACCAGCUCGCCUCAGGCUGCUUCAAAGCCAUCGCUGCUGUCUGCGGCAGCAGCAGAAACUGCCAAAGUGAUAUCGUCCCACUGCUGAACCUGGUUCUCUUCAAAGCUUCAGACACCAACAGGGAAAUCUAUGAGAUUUCCAUGCAGUUAAUGCAGAUCCUUGAGGCAAAACUGUUGGUUUACUCAAAGAAGGUUGCCGAGCAGAAGCCGAGCAGCGUCCUGUACGGCACUCACGGUCCGCUGCCGCCUCUGUACAGCGUCUCACUGCCUCAGUUGUCCAGCCAGCUGGCUCGGAUGUACCCCGAACUCACGCUGCCUCUGUUCUCAGAGGUUAGCCAGAGGUUCCCCACCACUCAUCCCAACGGGAGGCAGAUCAUGUUAACCUACCUCCUGCCGUGGCUCAGUAACAUUGAGCUGGUGGACAGCGGCCUGCUGCUGCCCGCCUUCGCACCGUGCACCUCAGAUUACGACGCGUCCACUCGCCAUGCGACCGCCCCGGCGGCUUCAUCGCACCAGCUGAGAGGCAGCGGCUGGGGCUCAGUGCAAGCUACGUCUAUGGUUCUCAACAACCUCAUGUUCAUGACUGCGAAGUAUGGGGACGAGCUGCCUGGACCAGAGAUGGAAAACGCCUGGAACGCUUUGGUCACUAAUGAGAAGUGGAGCAACAAUCUCAGAACCACCCUACAGUUUCUCAUCAGCCUAUGCGGCGUCAGCAGUGACACCGCUCUCCUUCCAUAUAUCAAGAAGGUGGUGAUCUAUCUGUGUCGCAACAACACCAUGCAAACCAUGGAGGAGCUGAUCUUUGAGCUGCAACAGACGGAUCCGGUCAACCCUGUGGUGCAGCACUGUGAUAGCCCUCCUUUCUAUCGCUUCACUGCCACGGGCAAAGCCUCCACGGCAGCAGCAGCAGCAGCAGCAGCAGCCUCAGGCACCACGUUGAGCAGCAACACCGCUGUCGUCUCCCAGGACAGUUUUCCCGAUACAGACGACUCCAAGACUGUGAAGGAGAAUGAGGAGAGGCUCAGCCACAUAAUGCGAGCUCACAACCGCCUGGAGUCACGCUACAGUAACAGCUCAGGAGGCUCUUACGACGAUGAUAAGAGUGAACCUCUGCCUCCCUACGCUGAUUGGCUGAUGGUUGUCAGUGAGACCAAUAAGCCCCACCCACUGCCCAUACCUCUGAAUGGAGGAUGCUGGGCUCCACUUGUGGACUUUCUGCCAGAGACCAUCACUCCCAAAGGACCAUUACACAGGUGUAACGUCGCGGUCAUCUUCAUGACAGAGAUGGUGGUGGAUCACAGUGUGCGAGAGGACUGGGUCAUGCACCUGCCUUUACUGUUACAUGCGCUGUUUUUGGGAAUGGACCACUACCGUCCCGAGGUGUUCGAGCACAGCAAACGUCUCCUCCUCCACCUGCUCAUCACGUUGUCCUGCAACAACAACUUCCAGGACAUCGCCUCCGUCUUACUGCAGACACGGGGGAUCAACGGCACCAAGACCCUCACCUACAAACCAAGCCUUCAGCCUGAGGUUUUACCCUCUGGAGGCUUCGACUUCCUGCGGGAGAGUCAGGCGUCUCCCGUCCCGGACUCUGGCCUGAGUUCCUCCUCGACGUCGUCCAGCCUGAGCCUCGGUGGCAGCAGCAACAACCUGCCCGACAUGUCACAGGAGGUGGAGGAGCUGGUGGCUUCCAGUAAAAUGGACGACAAGACCAACAAGCUCAUUGAGUUUUUAUCCACAAGAGUUCACGGGCCACUGUGGUGCCAUGAAGACAUUUCACCAAAGAACCAUAUUUCAAAAAGCACCGUGCAGCUGACAAACUUUCUGCGCCACGUGGUCUCUGUGUUCAAAGACUCCAAGUCAGAUUUCCACCUGGAGCAGCAGCUCAGUGACGUGGCCCUGCAGACGGCCUUGUGCAGCUCAUCGCGUCACUACGCCGGCCGCUCCUUCCAGGUGUUUCGAGCUCUGCGGCAGCCCAUCUCCGCCCAUGCUGUGUCAGACCUGCUCUCACGGCUGGUGGAAGUGGUCGGUGAACAUGGAGAAGAAGUGCAGGGCUACGUGAUGGAGGUAUUGCUCACGCUGGAGUCUGUGGUGGACAACUUGGCUGAAUGUCUGAAGAACAAUGAUCUGAUGUCCAUCUUGACGAGAGCCGCGUCUCCAGAUUUCCUGACCAGCUUAAAGGUGCUGUCCAACAGGAAGAGCACGGGGCAGAUCAACCUCAGAAGACAGAAAAGGAUCAGACACCAGAGAAGCUCCUCUGUGCCCAAGAAGUUCGGCGAGGCCGACCGGUGGUCGGAUCCCCCCCGCAGCGCUACACUGGACCGAAUCCAAGCCUGCGAGCAGCAGAUGUGUUGCUCUAAAACCUGCAGCUCGUCCUCGUCCAAGGACAACGUCAACGACCCGAGCAACAUCAACCACCCCAGCAACCUGCUGGCCACCAUCUUCUGGGUGGCCGUGUCCCUCAUGGAGUCGGACUUUGAGUUUGAGUAUCAGAUGUCGCUGAGGCUGCUGAAGAAGCUGCUGGGCCACAUGUCGCUGGACAAACAGGAGAACCGGGAGAAGCUGGAGAAGCUGCAGGGUCAGCUGAAAUGGAGCAGCUUCAGCGGACUCCAGCAGCUGCUCCUCAAAGGCUUCACGUCGCUGUCAACCACCGACCUCACACUUCAGCUCUUCUGCCAACUCACACCCGUGUCGCGAGUGCCCGUGGUGGACACGUCACAAGCCAUAGGUUUCCCUCUAAACGUUCUCUGCCUGCUUCCACACCUCGUGCAGAACUUUGAUGGCCCCACGCCGUUCUGUCAAGAUGUUGCUGAGAGGAUCGCUCAGGUUUGCCUCGAGGAGAAGAACGCCAAGCUGUCCAACCUCGCUCACGUCAUGACUCUGUAUAAAACACACGCCUACACGCGGGACUGCUUCUCCUGGGUCAACGUGGUGUGUCGCUAUCUUCACGAGGCCUUCUCGGAUAUCGCGCUCAGCCUGGUCACCUACAUGGCAGAGCUGUUGGAGAAAGGCCUCCCCAGUAUGCAGCAGACACUUUUACAAAUCAUCUACAGCCUCCUGAGUCACAUGGACCUGAGCGGAAUUCAAGCCAAACCCUUCAACGUAGAAGUGCUCAAGACGAUCGAGAAGUUUGUGCAGACCGUCCAUUGGAGGGAAGCACUAAAUAUCCUGAAGCUGGUGGUUUCCCGGUCGGCCAGUUUGGUGCAGCCCUCGGCCCCGCAGAGCGACCUCUCCUACGAGGACAUGAGCCGCGUCUGGGAGCGAUCCACCAAGGCCCUGCCCGGGAAAACUCUGGAUUUCCACUUUGACAUAUCUGAGACUCCAGUGAUUGGCCGGCGCUACGACAUCCUCCAGCGCUCGCCGGGCCAUGACGUGAAGAGCAGGAGCACGACAGUGACCUGCAGCACCUCGUCUACCUCGUCUGGAUCCACAGUCAACAACGUCCUGGUGCCGGUCAGCUGGAAGAGGCCUCAGUCUUCACAGAAAAGAACACGAGAGAAGCUGGUGCAUGUUUUGUCUCUGUGUGGACAAGAAGUUGGCCUCACGAAAAAUCCCUCGGUGAUCUUCUCCAGUUGUGGAGACCUGGACCUCAUGGAGCAUCAGCCCAGCCUGGUGUCUUCUGACGACGGGACCCGGGAACCGGACAACAUGGACGACACCACGUCGGAGCAGCAGUUCCGAGUCUUCAGGGACUUUGACUUCUUGGACGUGGAGCUGGAAGACGGAGAGGGAGAGACGAUGGACAACUUUAACUGGGGCGUGCGGCGGCGCUCCAUGGACAGCCUGGACCACAGUGACCUGCAGCCCCUGGAGGAGAGUCAGCUGUCGAGCAGCAUGCCCAGCCUCAGCAGGAUCGCCAACGAGGACUCGGACGAGUCGUCAGAGGAAGAUUCCCUCACCGUCAGCCAGAUACUCUCCCGCUCACAGCUCAUUGUCAGCCUCUCUCCGACAGCAGAGAGCAGUAGCGUGGACUCUCCCUCCUCCCCUCCGGCCGAUUCAACACCUCUGAACUCCAAACAUCCGAGUUUCGAGGUCCAAGUGCCAGAGGACUCGAAGCCGCGGCGCGAGCCGUCACAAGAAGACGAAGUCGCCGCCGUCCACGAGGACGAGGUGUCUCUGUCCAUCGUCGAGCUGCCGCCCGAGUUUCACUGUGGUGACGACUACAGAGGAGAGCUGGACCUCGACAGCUUCUUACCCAGUUUCGCCGAAGAGGAGAGAGACGACAUGCUGGAGUGCCGUUCUUCACCGCCGCCGUCACCUUUCUUCUCCGCCAUCCUCGCCGCCUUCCAGCCGGCGGUGUGCGACGACGCCGAGGAAGCCUGGCGAAGUCACAUCAACCAGCUGGUGUCCGACUCCGAUGGAUCCUGCGCCGUCUACACUUUUCAUGUGUUUUCUUCACUUUUCCAGAGUAUCCAGACCAAAUUCUGUUCGUUGACCUGCGACGCCGUGAGUUACCUCGGCGACGGACUGAGGGGGUUAGGGUCGAAGUUUUUGAGGUCUUCUCAGAUGCUGACGUCCUGCUCCGAGUGCCCAACCUUAUUUAUUGACGCGAACACGAUUAUGUCGUACGGUCUCCUGGAAAAAAUGAAAUUCAGUGUGUUGGAACUUCAGGAGUAUCUCGACACUUACAACCACAAAAGGGAGGCGGCUGUCACUUGGCUGAGCAACUGUAAAGCCACUUUUCCCCGGGCCACAGGGGGCGCCGUGAUAACAUGUCAACCCGUGGAGCACGAGGAAAAGCAACUGGAGCUCUGUCAAAGACUCUACAAACUCCACUUUCAGCUGUUGCUACUUUUUCAGUCCUACUGUAAAUUGAUUGAACAGGUCCACGCGAUCAGCUCCAUCCCUGAGCUGAAAAAUAUGUCCAGAGAGUUAAAUGAGAUGAAGAGGAACCUGAGGGAAGCAGCAGCCGCAGUAACCAGCGACGAGAUCGUUUGCCGCCAAAGCUCCUGCUCUGAGCCCACGUUCAGCUCCUCUGAAGCUGCCGUACAAGCCGUUCUGGAGUGUCUGAAGAACAGAGAGUUUAAAACGGCCAUUCGCUACAUUCGCGAGUGCAGAACAACUUGGCCUAACGACAUCUUUGGCAGCCACUCUGAGGAUGAGAUCCAGACGUUACUGAAUAUCUUCUUCAGACAUCAAACGCUAGGUCAAACGGGAACGUUUGCUCUGGUGGGCUCAAAGCAGGACCUGACAGAAAUCUCUGUCAAGCUGAUGGAACUUAACGGAGAGAUGCGGGACAUGAUCAGACGGGCCCAGGGCUACCGAGCCAUCACGGCUUUUCUCCCCGACUCCAGUGUCUCCGGCUCAACGCUAUGAUGGCGGUUUUGGCUGAAAUGUGUCCCUACCGGCACAGAACCCCCAUGCUAUGGCCUAGUCUCUAGUCCUGUCUGUGGCUGCUGCUAUUAUUGCUAUUAUCUCAGUGGAUAGAAAGCAUUAUGCACUCACGCUCACUUACUCUCUCUCUCUCUCUCUCUGGAAUAACCAAAAACCUCUUCUGCUUACUCUGAGUACACCAGGAUCUUGGACGUGCAGCAGUACUGUUGUUUUUAGACACAUGAGUUUAGUGUUGUUUGGCUUUUUAUCCAAUCCAACCCAUUUUUUUUUUUAUAAAGCACAUUUUAAACAAGAGUUGACUGGCUGUACACUCUCAGAAAAUAAGGUACAGAGUUGUACCUUUAAGGUUACAAUGGCUUGUCACGGGGUAUCCAAGUUGUACCGUAACGGGACCAUUGUUGUACCUCUAGCAACAAUAUUGACCCUUAUUUUAGUGCAUUUUAUAUUUAAAAUCAAGCUAAUUAAAUAAAAUUCACAGGCUAAAGACAGGGUACACAGGACAGGUCGCCGAGACACAUUAAUGAGUAUGGCCAACUCACCAGCCAGAGAAUAUUUCAGUCAAACUGGGAUACAAAACUGGUGAAUUCUUGCUGUGAGGCAACAAUGCUAGCCACCCGGGCCCCACAAGGAACUCGAGAACUCAAGAACAGGUGCAGCUGUGCUCAGAUGAGUAAACGGACGAACAAGAACCGUACAAAAACACAUAUAACAAAUAAAUUCCUACACUGCAAGCACCAGAUAUUCUCCCUUUAACAGCUGCAAACGGCUCACAAACAGCUGAUGUGGGCUAUAUGAGCUGUAAUUCGGCUAGUUGGCUAGCAUUGGUGCACUAGCGACAUUAGUAGCAUUAGCUUGUGCAUGAAGGGCAAAUUUGGUUGCCCCAAAAAGAUGCAGGACCAAAAUAAUAAAUAAAUGAUAAUAAACAGGUGACACACUACACAAACAAUAGGGAAUUUACUCCAUGUAUGUACAUUUUGUGCUAUUUAAAAGCUACAUACAGUAUAUGUACUUAGGUUAAAUAAUGAUCCCUCAGGGGUUAUUAGAUUGUACCUUGGGGUACAUAAAUGGACUCUUAAUGUAUUUCUGACUGUGUACAGUAAUAAUACAUUUUUUCUUUAAAAAAAAAAAAAAAAAAAAGCACAUCUAAGUGUGAGAAAAGACACACACAGCUACUGUGCGUCACGCUGUGUUUUAUUGCACUAAUAGCCCAGGAAUUUCCAGGCUGAAAUACGAGAGCGAAUAAACAUGAGCUCGAUGACUGGUCUGGUUUCCAGGCUUCUAAUAACACACACACACAUUAAAUACAUCUAAAGUUUAAAUCUAAGUGUUUGUCUUUCGGUCAUGUUGUUUUAUUUGUGUAAGGGAAAGUGUGCAAUCCUUCAUGGAGGUGUAAAAGCCUUUUACUGUAUCAUGAAAGAAUGUAUUUUAAUAUCACAGCAUUGGAAAAACAAAUGAGAAUUGUCCUUCAAGAAAAAGGGAGGCUGCGUUACUUGGUUUCAGUAGUGGGUCCUUAAUGAGUGUGUGUGUGUGUGUGUGUGUGUGUGUGUUUGUGUUGUGUGGUGUGUGUAGGUGCCUGAGUGUGUGAAUUAAAGACCUGAUGACCAUCACUGAUGGCGUCACAAUGUUGUUCUCAUAAACUACAUGCUGCAAAUCUACUGUAAUGUCUCCCAAACCUACAUUCUUUUAUGUGGGUCAUCUGUUACAUGAGUAAAACUCUUACUGUACCUUUUACCUGUGCAGCUUUAAGUAAUACAGUAAAUUAUUUAUAUGAUUUGCAGGGGGAGAACCGGCUUUUAUCAGACUAGAUUUAUAGGAAAUGUUUAUUUUACCUGCCAACCCUGCAGAGUCUAUGUAUUAACAAGAGUAAUAAUAACGUUCAAAAGCAUACACCGAAAGCUAUUUUUAAAGAAAAAUAUAUGAUUUGUACAUAGCGCAAAAGAGGCUUUGAUCGGACUCAUAAGAUUGUAUUUUUAUGAACUUACACUUUGAGUUGCAUGUAGAGUUAAAGAGAUUCCACAGGAAGUGUUGGUGUCGCCUCUCGCCUUGUAAAUACUACUGCCUUUGCAACGGAUUGUACGGUGGUCUGUACACUUCUCUAAUAAGAAUUAAACCUACAUUUGUAAA
Molecule: messenger RNA, 11475 nt
Organism: Solea solea (common sole)
Lineage: Eukaryota; Metazoa; Chordata; Actinopteri; Pleuronectiformes; Soleidae
Gene: frya
Product: furry homolog a (Drosophila)
Exons: 61
Coding region: 184-9333 (3049 amino acids)
Biological process (GO): neuron projection development; cell morphogenesis
Cellular component (GO): cell cortex; site of polarized growth
Molecular function (GO): ATP binding
Source: RefSeq, a predicted model, not a curated record